Molecule: messenger RNA, 2841 nt
Organism: Sebastes umbrosus (honeycomb rockfish)
Lineage: Eukaryota; Metazoa; Chordata; Actinopteri; Perciformes; Sebastidae
Product: palmitoyltransferase ZDHHC7-like
Exons: 8
Coding region: 255-1178 (307 amino acids)
Biological process (GO): peptidyl-L-cysteine S-palmitoylation; protein targeting to membrane
Cellular component (GO): endoplasmic reticulum; Golgi apparatus
Molecular function (GO): protein-cysteine S-palmitoyltransferase activity
Source: RefSeq, a predicted model, not a curated record
GGGGGAGAAAGAGGAAGAGGAGGAGAAAGAGAAAGAGGAAGAGGAAGAGGAGGAGGAAGAGGAAGAGGAGGGUGUUGUUCCUCCAGCGGCCUCAGGGGGCAGUAAUGAGCUCAUCAUCCCAAACCUGAAAAACAAACUUCAACACGCGACACAGAGCGAUGUGACUCGGAGGCUUAAUAGCUUGUGACUCCAUGGAGCAGCUGGAGGAGAGGAGAUAAUGCUAUAAAGUAGAGGUACUUUCUAAGUAAGGCAGAAUGUCCUCCGGCCACAGGCUGAGGGAUGUGGAGCAGCAGCGCCCCUUGCUAGACGGGGAGGAGGAGGAGGAGGAGGUGGAGAGGAGUUCCCGCAGCGAGGCAAAGCGACUCUGGUUCAUCCAGGAUUGUUGCGGUAUUGUGUGUGCCGUCAUCACCUGGUUCCUGGUCUUCUUCGCUGACUUUGUGGUCACCUUCGUCAUGCUGCUGCCCUCCAGGAGCUUCUGGUACGCCGUGGUCAACGGGGUGGUCUUCAACAGCCUGGCUGUGCUGGCGCUGGCCUCCCACCUCCGCACCAUGUUGACCGACCCGGGAGCCGUUCCUAAAGGAAACGCCACUAAAAAGUACAUGGAGAGUCUGCAGCUGAAGCCGGGCGAGGUCAUCUACAAAUGUCCAAAAUGCUGCAGCAUCAAACCUGAGCGGGCUCAUCACUGCAGUAUCUGUAAGCGCUGCAUCCGCAAGAUGGACCACCACUGUCCCUGGGUCAACAACUGUGUUGGGGAGAAAAACCAGCGCUUCUUCGUCCUCUUCACUAUGUACAUCUCUAUGAUCUCCAGUCACGCUCUGGCUCUCUGUGGAUACCAGUUCAUCACCUGCGUCAGAGUCCAAUGGAGAGAGUGCAGUGAUUUCUCCCCACCGGUGACAAUGAUGCUGAUGAUCUUCCUCUGCAUGGAAGCCCUCCUCUUCUUCACCUUCACAGCAGUUAUGUUCAGCACUCAGCUCCACUCCAUCUGCAACGACGAGACGGAGAUUGAGCGUCUGAAGAACGAGAAGCCGACGUGGGAGCGACAGACUCGCUGGGCGGGGCUGAGGUCGGUGUUUGGAGGUCAGCCGUCUCUGCUCUGGAUCAGCCCCUUCGCUGGACUCAAACUGCCAACCCUGCUCCCCAGACGCACCUGGAAGGGCGGGGCGGAGUUCUCCGUCUGACAAGCUGUCAUUCAAACAAACCACAUCAUGGUGGUGAUGAACCUGCACAGAACAGCUGGGUUUGCAGAGCGCUGCCUCGAGGCUGUUUAUGAGCCGGAGAAACCAGGUUCAGACUGCUGCAAAAUGCAUCUUUUACCUUCCUGUCAGGUGGCGGAGCAUCGUCCCUACUGAGGAAAUUAAAGUCAGACUGACUGGAGGCUGAUGCUGCUGGAUGUGUGGAGAAGAGUUUCCUCCACAUGAAUCAGUGGGACUCGGUCUCACAACACAUUCAGACUUGGAGUCUCGAUGUUUUUUAAAAUCUGCUCAUUAAGAUGCUGGAUCUUCUUAGAGCAGUUACAGAAAUAAUUAUUUGACUGGUUCCCAAACUUCUGAGGAAGUAAAUUCUGUGAUUAUCACUGCUCUGAUUGUUUUUUGUGUCUGUAGAAGUUGAUCUGCACUGUGUGCAUCAACUUAAAGCCACAAUGAAAUGAAAUAUUAUACAACUGUUAUAAUGAUUUUUCCUUUCCGUUGAUUUAAAUGAUAUCAUCUGUUUAAAGGUGCCCUGUGGAGUUUUCUCAUAAACAAACAAAAGUUACAUUUACAUUCAGUGUUUCUCACUAAAGCACAUUGUGUGGAUCCUUUGGAUCCAACAAAGAUGUAUUUCCUUCCUCAUAAAAGGAUUAGAUUACGGCUAGAAAGGAUCCGUCUUGUGGAAGUAUGACGUCACGUUCUCGUUGUAAUCGAAGCGACGAGAAGGGAAGGGAAAAGAACUUGGAAGGGAUCGGAUGCCCUUCACAGGGCGGAGAAGACUGUUGUAAUAACGUUGUAAACAGGUGAAAUCAUGCAGGUUCACUAGAAACUCCUUUAGCUCACUUCAGCGGGGCCUCCGGCAGCGACCAACCCGCCGCGGACAGACCUAGAUCUGGCUUUCCGACGGUCGGAGCUUCGGCGGGAGGUGGAGAGCUCGCCGCCCAGCAGAAGUGGCUCCUCCUCCAGCCAGGAGCAGAGUUUCGCCUCGCUGCUGCGCUGGUCCCCGCAGGGAGCCAACACCACACUGCUGGAGGCCCAGGCCGUAUUGCUGGGCUCGCUGGAGGGAAGGGAGGCACAGGAGUACCAGAACCAGGACUGAGCGGGCAGACUGUCAGACCCUGCUGCAGUAAAAUUUGGUUUUCUAAAGGGACUGUGGUGCUCGGAAACAAUACAGCUUUGGAUGCCUGCAUAAUGUAAAUACAUGAACACAAACUCUUGCAAGAGUUUUACACAACACGGAUCCUUUCUAGCCAUAAUCAAAGGAUUAUUGAAGUAUUUGAAAUCCUGUAUUGUUUGCAUCCAUGUUUACUACUAGCGUGUAGUACCUUUUGUUGGCACAUUGUUGUGUUUAUUGGCACAAUAAAAACUGUAACUGUAGAUCAGUGGAAUAGUGUAACACCAUUGGCAGGAAUUUGGAUCGCGUUGCCCGUGUGCAUGUGCAUGUGCGCCCUUGUACUUGAGACAAACAAAACAGGGACCUGCAACUGAUCUGUGACCCUACUAGAGGUCUAAAACUCCACAGGAACCUUUAAGAAAUCAUGUUAUAAAAUAAAACAAAAUCAUAUCAAAACGCCGUUCAUUUUUCUUCCGUAGAAUAUUUUGAGUGGUUUCUUCAAAACCCCUAUCAAUAAAUCAAACACUCAAAUGUUUUCAA